CAAAAAAUUCUCUGAACCGCACAGCGUCGGAUCGCAGCCUAACAACAACGAAAUGCAUCCUCCUAAAAUAACGACCAGUCGUUGCCGUGCCGUUUCUCGUUGCGACGUGGCUCUUGUUGGCGCGGCAGUUCCAUCCUCCUCGGCCGGCGCCCGCGAUGGAGAUGGGAAUACACAGUACUCCGUAAGCUCAACAGAUGGAACAGCGAGCCCCUUGGCUGUGCAUACCUCCCUCCACAGCAUCACGCAAGCCUCGUUAAGGGAUCUGAACGUCUAGUCCCUCGGUACAGCCGCCAUCCGUCCUGCAGAUACAGUAGAGCCGCUGAGCAGGUGAGGGGCUUGCCGAAGAGUCAACACGGGACACGUCGCGUGACCUCGGUGUCAACUGUUCAUGUCUUCGCCUUCAGUCAUACCAUCUGAAGCACAAAAGGAGAUUCGUCACCACAUUUCUUUGAGCAGCACGACGCGUUCCCAUGACACGAAAUCACCCCAACGUUGUACGGUGCGGCCCUUCAACGCACCCGGCCAAUAGACGUUGGACGGUGAUGGCCCGGACAAAGCUGAAAGUACA
This is a messenger RNA of Westerdykella ornata, 568 nucleotides long. RefSeq lists its product as uncharacterized. Lineage: Eukaryota; Fungi; Ascomycota; Dothideomycetes; Pleosporales; Sporormiaceae. The transcript has a single exon. Bases 53 to 274 code for a protein of 73 amino acids. The record is from RefSeq and is a predicted model, not a curated record.